AUGGUUUUUUGCCUUCGCCACCGAAAGUAUCCAGCCAAGCGUCCAUCACCACAGGGCAGUAGUGCCCCUCCAAAAAAGCCAUCCGAAGCCGAGAUUAAAACUUGGUACCGAGUCGCGCUCGACAAGAUCGUUGCCGCCCGUCUCGAGCAAGAAUCCAGUACUGCGCAGGGGGAACCAAUCUUCCUGUCUCACUACAUCAGCCAAGGUCAAUUCCGGCACUGGGUCAUGCACACUUAUGGCCAUAAGUACGAAUUACGCCAGCGACGAGAUAGCGACGGCGGAUACUCGCUCUUGGCGAGCUACUCGCCUCGAGUCGGCAGCUACUUUUACAGCAUGAUCGGCUGGACCACGCUGCCCAAGGAACGGAUCGACGAGCAUAGUCGGCAACUCUCAGCCUCGUUUGGGACAUACGGCCUGCUGCGGAAUAACUGCCACGACUUCCUGCAGCGACUGGCCGAUACGAUUGUGACUACGAGGGCGCCGGAUUGGGCGUGGUUCCGAUAUAAUACCGUGAGCAAUUAUCAUUAUAUCCUUGCGUCGCCGCUGGAUUAUUGGACUAUAAGUGCUGGUACGUGGCUCAAACAUCUUGAGCAAUCAAGGCAUUAUCUCGGCGGGCAAGACAGACAGAGGGUGGAUGAACUUAUGGUCGUACUCGAGGAUCUUAUCGAAGAACGCAUGAAACGCUCAUCAAAUCAGUUAUGGAAUAUAUCAAACCCCGGAGGCGCUGACGGCAGUGGGCAUGGUGGGCAUGGUGGGCAUGGUGGGCAUGGUGGGCAUGGUGGGCAUGGUGGGCAUGGCGGGCAUGGGGGAGAUGGCGGGCAUGGUGGUGGGCAUGGGGGAGAUGGCGGCGGUGGUGGAGAUGGCGGCGGUGGUGGCGGAGGAUAA
Molecule: messenger RNA, 885 nt
Organism: Aspergillus niger
Lineage: Eukaryota; Fungi; Ascomycota; Eurotiomycetes; Eurotiales; Aspergillaceae
Exons: 2
Coding region: 1-885 (294 amino acids)
Molecular function (GO): peptidase activity
Source: RefSeq, a predicted model, not a curated record